Geodia barretti is the source of this 2451-nucleotide messenger RNA. NCBI's taxonomy places the organism in Eukaryota, Metazoa, Porifera, Demospongiae, Tetractinellida, Geodiidae. The record is from the annotation of a GenBank genome assembly.
GAGUUUGUGUUUGCACCGACGGCCUCGACAGAGGAAUACGAGGAAAUUCCAGAGACCAGAUUCAACCACGUUGUCACCGGCUACGCAUCUGGAGCCUCCGUCAACUCUUCACUGCCUGACGAUGGAGAGACAUGCUUGCUGGACAUCCUGGACACUGCAGGACAAGAGGAGUAUUCGGCCAUGAGAGAAUGUUACAUGCGAAGUGGUGACUGUUUCAUCAUUGUCUACUCGGUGACUGACCGACAGAGUUUCCAGGAGGCUCAGAGCAUCUUUGAGUUCACCAAGAGAAUCAGAGAUGCUGACAUGCCAGUGGUGAUAUGUGGGAACAAGUGUGACCUCCAGAGUCAGAGAGAGGUGGCCACCCAGGAGGGUGUGGCCUAUGCCGACAAAGUUGGCUGGCCGUUCUUCGAGACAUCUGCGAAGCUCAGGAUUAACAUUGACGAGGCCAUCCACGAACUCGUUCGCAGAACACCUCGUCUGAGGGGCAGGGAGUACAAACUGGUGAUCCUGGGCUCUGGUGGAGUUGGCAAGUCCAGCAUCUGCACCCAGUUUGUGAUGAACCAGUUCAUUGACCAGUACGACCCCACCAUCGAGGACUCGUACCGCAAGCAGGUGGUGGUGAAAGGAAUCCCACAGCAGAAGAAGGCAAAGAAGGCCUCUGGAGGCAAGAAAAGCGCCAAGAAGCCUGAAGUUACCAGCAGUGGAGCUCCAAAAACUUCUAAAACGUCGCAGUUUCCUGGGCAGUCUGUUUCAUCGCUCAUCUGGAGCCUCCUCUCUGCUGCUGCUGCCUCUGUUCCUGAAACCACAACUACACCAGAAACCACACACCCUCCUCCACCGGCCGAGGAAGCCAAGACGGUGCAGGUCCCUCGGUGUCGUACGAAUGCCAUGCUGCUGUCACUGGGCAGCCUGGCCCAGGAGCCAGCUGGGGUGGGGGAGGGAGAGGUGGAGCAGUGUCUCCAGUGUGGAGCUGUGGUCUCCUGCCUCUCGUGUGUCACCUCCAGUAAUGGAGUCACUAUGUGGAACUGUGAGUUUUGUGGGCAGGAGAACAGUCUUAGUCACGUGUCCCCAGAGAGUGUCCCGCAGAGCCACUGCACAGACCAUCUCCUGGAGCCAGCUCAGUCUGAGGAGGGAGAGAAAGGAGAGCCGGCCGACAAUGAGAAAGACGUGACGGGGAAGAAGGAGGGAGAGGGAGGGAGCAAGAAGAGCAGCGGUGGACUGGUGAUAUUUGCAGUUGACAUCAGUGGCUCCAUGUGCAGCACCACUGAAGUUCCAGCUCUACAAGCUGAGUGGGCCUCGGCAGCAGGCAGAGGAGGAGGGACGAGGUACAUCUCUCGUCUGGACGCCAUCAAGGAGGCUGUGGCACGACAUCUCGACCACAUGGCACUCACCUUCCCAAACAGCACCGUGGCUCUGGUGACCUUUGACAACAAGGUUCGUUACUACGGUGAUGGUAGUCAGAGCAUGAGUCAGCUGGACACGGGCUCUCUGGACGACGUGGAGGAACUCAUGUCGCAGGGGAAGAUGUUUGGCAGCGACCUGACUCUCAGGACACUCCAGGACUCUCUCAGUGAUGUGAAGCAGUGUGUGAGUGGACUGGCCACAGGAGGCAGCACAGCUCUGGGCCCUGCACUGGCUAUGUGUGUCGGGAUGGCGUCCAACUUCCCCUCUGCCGAGAUCAUAGUCUGCACUGACGGAGUCUCCAAUGUGGGCUGCGGCAACAUCUCCAGGGGAGACACCGGGUUCUAUACCUCGAUGGGUGAGUAUGCACAGGACUCUCACACGACUGUGUCGGUGCUGGGCAUCGAGGGCUCCGACUGUGCCAUGCAGCACCUCUCGUCCUGUGCCGCCAUCACCAGUGGCACAGUCAACAUCCUCCAUCCUCUCGAGAUGGUCCGACAGAUACGACUCAUCUCCCAGAACCCCACUCUCGCCACCGAGGUCGAGGUCGUCUACCUCAUGCCCCCGGUCGUUAGCGCUGUCGGGAGGGAGUCCGAGGCGGCCCAGGUCACCAAGGUUACGGAGUGGGUGGGGAACGCGACGAGGGAGACUGACGUCAGCCUACAUUUCUCACUGGACGGGAAGAAACUGAAGAAUGUCACCUCUGUGCCUUUCCAAGUUCAGAUCAGGUACCGCCGUAAGGACGGGUCCAAGUGGCUGAGAGUCAUCUCCCAGUCACGGCAGGUAUCCCAGAGACGAGAGGACGUGGAGAGAGCCAGCAACAUGGCCGUCGUCGGUCUCUCUGCCGUCCAGCGCUCGGCAAGACUGGCCCAGGAGGGCAAAGUUCAACAGGCCAGGGAGACACUUCAUGCGGUGGAGGUGAUGAUGGGAAGAGGAUCAGUGAGCGACCAGCAACAGGAAGAGUACGCCAUCUACCGCGAGGCCGCGGAGGCACUGGACCGCCAGCUCAUGCAGCAGAGGGACUCAGACGAGGCCGUCAAGAUGCUCCAC